GGGAAUGGUGAAGUCACUGUUAUAUCAGAUCCUAGAUGGUAUUCACUACCUGCAUGCUAACUGGGUGUUACACAGGGAUUUGCUGACAUGGGCUUUGCCCGAUUAUUUAAUUCACCUCUGAAGCCUUUAGCAGACUUGGAUCCAGUAGUUGUAACGUUCUGGUAUCGAGCUCCAGAGUUGCUUCUUGGAGCAAGGCAUUAUACCAAAGCUAUUGAUAUUUGGGCCAUAGGGUGUAUAUUUGCAGAGCUGCUAACAUCAGAGCCAAUAUUCCAUUGUCGACAAGAAGAUAUCAAAACUAGUAAUCCUUAUCACCAUGACCAGCUGGACAGAAUAUUCAAUGUAAUGGGAUUUCCUGCAGAUAAAGAUUGGGAAGACAUAAAAAAGAUGCCCGAACAUUCGACUUUAAUGAAAGAUUUCCGGAGAAACACGUAUACCAACUGCAGCCUUAUCAAAUAUAUGGAAAAACAUAAAGUUAAACCAGAUAGUAAGGCAUUCCACUUGCUUCAGAAAUUGCUCACUAUGGAUCCAAUAAAGAGAAUUACCUCAGAACAGGCUAUGCAGGAUCCCUAUUUCUUAGAAGAUCCUCUUCCCACAUCCGAUGUUUUUGCAGGUUGUCAAAUCCCUUACCCAAAACGAGAAUUUUUAACAGAAGAAGAACCAGAUGAUAAAGGAGACAAAAAGAACCAGCAGCAGCAGCAGGGCAAUAACCAUACUAACGGAACUGGUCAUCCAGGGAACCAAGACAACAGUCACACACAGGGACCCCCACUGAAAAAAGUGAGAGUUGUUCCUCCUACCACUACCUCAGGUGGACUUAUUAUGACCUCAGACUAUCAGCGUUCCAACCCCCAUGCUGCCUACCCCAACCCCGGACCAAGCACAUCACAGCCACAGAGCAGCAUGGGAUAUUCAACUACCUCCCAGCAGCCGCCACAGUACUCGCAUCAGACACAUCGGUACUGAGCUGCAUCCCAAUAACGUCAAUGCACUGUUGCUAAUGCUGCAGGACCGGCCGCACAGCUGCCUGCCUGGAACCCGGCUUGGGCCACGAGAAUGUACUGUACAACCACACCUCCAACCUGUCCGAUCGCCACGAUCCACCCCCUUCCACAGAGCGGAGUAGUGGCUCCCAAAUUGUACCUGGUUUUGGGGUUAGACUUGAACAGAAAGUGCUAGCACAGUUUGUGUUGUGGAUAUGCUACUUCCAUAGUUUACUUGACAUGGUUCAGACUGACCGAUGCAUUUUUUUCAGUGACAGUCUGUAGCAGUUGAAGCUGUGAAAUGUGCUAGGGGCAAGCAUUUUUGUUGUCGUAUGUGGUGAAUUCUCUUGAUGUAACAACUUUAUCUGACCAAUAGUACACAACAUCUUUGAACUGGUACUUGAAGCAUACAGUAUAUGUUACCAUGGCAAAAAAGCAAACUAACCGUGACUCUGAGACAAUUUUGAUAGACGUUUAUUUUUAGUGACUUUUGUGGGUUGGUUCAUUUUCCACCUAGAUCGAUGUUUUACGACCGACACGAUUGCUACGAUGAGAUUUUUUUAAAAACAUGAAAAUGUUUGCAUUUUUUCCAGCAAUUACAAAUGUCCCAAAGAUUAAUUUCCAACAUAACUUUUUGGUUUUAAAUCUAUGACUUGACUGGUAUUAAAGCUGCUAUUUGAUAGUAAAAUAAGUAUGUUGUCAUUGAUAUGAACAUGUUUGGUUCGGCAAACAAACUAAAAUGAUUGUCAUAGACAGUGUUUUGGUUUUUUUUUUUCCUGUUGGUGUUAAUGAUUUGUGAGCAUGCUUUGGGAUUAAAAAAGCAUGAAUGAUAUUUCCUAAAAAGGUGCGGCAUCCAUUCAGAUAUUUCGUCAUGAUUUUUGAGAACCAGCUUGGUGUAGUGGAUUCUAAAUUUUGUUCAGUUAAUUAUUUUUUCUUUUUUAAAUGUUCACACGUUGUUUAGGGGUGCCAUCCCUACAGCAGAGGAUCAAGGUGUUAGGAGAGCCUUAGAAUUUAUGAGGAAAAACUUACAUACAAUGUACUGUAUCAAACUAUUUUACAUGAA
Messenger RNA from Egretta garzetta (little egret), 2043 nucleotides. RefSeq names its product cyclin dependent kinase 8 (gene CDK8). Lineage: Eukaryota; Metazoa; Chordata; Aves; Pelecaniformes; Ardeidae. Gene Ontology annotation, molecular function: ATP binding; RNA polymerase II CTD heptapeptide repeat kinase activity; cyclin-dependent protein serine/threonine kinase activity. The record is from RefSeq and is a predicted model, not a curated record. Bases 88 to 963 code for a protein of 291 amino acids. Gene Ontology annotation, cellular component: nucleus; mediator complex. Gene Ontology annotation, biological process: protein phosphorylation. The transcript has 9 exons.